Molecule: messenger RNA, 2439 nt
Organism: Pseudo-nitzschia multistriata
Lineage: Eukaryota; Bacillariophyta; Bacillariophyceae; Bacillariales; Bacillariaceae
Source: the annotation of a GenBank genome assembly
CGAAUCUCACAGGGUGGACGGACGGAACAUAGAAUACUCGUAGUUAAUACUCAAUAAUAUUCUGUUCUUUUGUUCUGGCUCCGCUCGCAUGCCUCUGUCCUUGCACAAACACUACUGCAUAGUGGGAAGAAAAAGCACAGCGGCGAUACCCGUGGCGGGCAGCGACACCGACCACACCGCAACGGCAACGGCAACGGCAACAGAUAGCAUGGACCCCCUCCUUGCGCCGCCGCCGCCCCCUCGGGCCCGGCCGGCCUCUCCGCCGAAGAUCUUUGUAGUCGACGCGGCCACGACGCUUCUUUGGGCCGCCUUUCGGGUCCUGGAGUGCGUCCUCUGGAUCCCCGCCCUGGUGUGGCUCCGAGCCUCCCACCGGAGGCGGGCGGCGGCGGGAAUUGUCGCCACCCGGACGAUUGUUGUGGUCGGAGGAAAUUUUGCCGGCCUCGCCGCCCUGUGGGAACUCCUCGCGUGGCAGCGGAAAAGAAACAAGGCAGCCUCCCUCGCAAGCGGCGACAACACCGCCGGCGUCCGCGUCCGCGUCGUCCUGAUCGAUCGGAAGGAUUACUCCGAAUACACGCCGGGGAUUCUGCGCCUGUUCUGCGAGCCGGGGUAUUUCUUUCGCCUGGCGCAGUCCCUGCCGGAGUCGAGCGAGGAGGACGGCUUUCGGCGCAUCCACGGAACCGUCACCAGCAUCGUUGGGGAGCGCGGCGCCGACGAACGAGGCACCAGCCACAAUCCGACCAGAACCACGGAGGCCAGCGAAGAGAACGUGGAAAAGGUCCUGACGUACCUUCCUUCGUGCAACGGAGCGGAAACGGCCGCCGCAACGACAACGAAAACACUGCGGUACGACUACCUGAUCCUCGCCACCGGUGCGGCCUACCACGCCCCGAUCUCACCAGCGGCGUGGAGUGCGAGUGCGAGUACGAACGGAACGGCAGACACGAGCCAGGCGACAUCCCCAAACAUGCUCGACCGCUACCGGGAGUGGAAGACCGCGCACGAACGCCUCAAGGGAGCGAAACGGGUGCUGAUUCUGGGGGGGGGGGCCGUGGGCGUGGAGCUGGCGGCGGAAAUCAUCGACCACGACCCACCGAGAAGCAACGGCAGCGGUGGCGUGGCGGUGACGAUUCUCGACGCCCAGCCCACGCUGGUUCCCCUCUUUCCGAGGUCCGUUGGUGCCUAUGCCGAGGACUGGCUGACCCGCCGGGGCGCCGAGCUGCGCCUCGGAGAGUCCCUCCGGUCCUGGAACGACCGGAGCUGCACCCUGGCGGACGGGACGGUCUUGCACGCCGAUGUCGUCUACGUGUGUUUCGGAAACCGUCCCAACUCGGAGGCGGUGGGCGCGUCGUCUUCCAGCGGGGCCGCUUCCUCCGGGAGGGAAACGAGGGCGUUUUUCUCCCUCACAAAACGCCGCACCGUAUCGGUGAGGGACACCCUCCAGCUUUGCGUCGGCCCCGCCGCGAACGAUGGGAGAGCCGGCCUCGGUGUUCCGGACGGCACCGGGGAAACGCGGUCGACCACCCCAUGGUUUGCGUGCGGAGACGUUGCCAGCCCGCCCACCAACGACGAAAAGCAAGCCUUCCAGGCCGAGAUGCAGGGAAAGGUCGCGGCCCGCAACGCAAUCCGGCUGCUGGAGUCGUCGCUCCUGCCGGCGUCGGCGGCGAACGGGGCCCGCCUCCUCCGAUACCCGUUGGACAUUGCCGGAGCCGACCGCAUCCCGCUGGUCUUUGUUCUCAGCCUGGGGCGGUACGACGGCGUACUGGGUUUCAACCACAUUUGCAUCCCGGGUCCGCUGGCCGCCGUGGUCAAGUGGAUCCUGGAAUACACCAAGGUCUCGCACAUGCGGGGCCGCCUACUGGGAAACCUCGUUUGGAAAAUCGGCGACGCGGUCACCCUCUUUCUGUCUCGGACCGUGCUGCGACCGGCCUCGCCGGUGCCACCGACCGCAGAGGCACGCGCAAUCGCAAGCGCGAACACAAAUGCAAACGCAAACACAAACACCCAAAGAUCUCUGGCAGCCUUGUCAAACACGACCGAUGGCGGCAAGAGCAGCAGCGGCGGUCCCAUCCAGCGAACGGCUUCUUCCGCUUCGUUGUAUGGGACGCGGCAGCAACGACAGCUGGAACAGCAGCUGAAACUUUCCUGACGGUACUGUACAAGAGUGGUGGUUAUUAUCACACGGGUCAUACAGCGAUAAAUACAAUUUUGUGCGAACGGUACGGUGUUGUUUCGGUGGCAGCGGCAAACGGCGGUAACAAAAUCCACCGAUUUUGGAUUGUCAUUGGUUUUCCUCGGUACCAAUAAGAAAAAUUUAGCUUCAAGGAAAUUUUUAAUUCUCAUUUUUACUGCAUAAUACUAGUAGCAAACCUAUCCAACAACCUUCAGUGUGCACCAAGAACUUCAUCAAAAAUACUACUAUAAUAAUUUAUGAAUACAGCC